CCUGGAGUGCCGGGAGCCGCACCGAUCCCGCACCGAUCCCGCCCCAAACCCCGCACCGCCCCCUGCAUCGACCCCUGCGCCUACCCCCGGGCAGCCGGCGGGGCCCGCUUCUGCAAGAGGGGGCUCCGCAGGGCACCGGCACGGCCCGUCCGAGCUCCCCCUCCGUUCCCCGCUCCCCGUUACCGGGCCAACGCCGCGGCGCUGCCGGCGGCCCCUGCGCCGUGCUCGCCCCCGCAGCGCGGCGGGCAGCGCCCCGCGCCUCCCCCCAUGGGGCUGCCGGGCCCUCGCCCGCCGCCGCGGAGCCCACCGGUGCCACCGAGCCCGCCGGUGCCACCGAGCCCGCCGGCGGCGGGGACCGAGCCGCCGCUGUGUCCCCGCCGGGAGCUGCGGCGCGGAGCGCAGCCCCCAGCAGCCCCCCAGGAGCAUGGCCCAGCCAGAGAGCAAACUGGUGUCCCCGCCGGUGGCACCCUCGUCCCCCGAGCUGGAAUGCCAGAUCUGCUACAGCCGCUUCGACGCCCGUGCCCGCAGGCCCAAGCUGCUCCGCUGUGGCCAUCGCCUCUGUGCCCGCUGCCUGCGCAGGAUUGUUCCCCCGGGGGACACUUCAACCCCCCAGCUCCGUUGCCCCUUCUGCCGCCAGCACAGCCCGGUGCCGGGCGGGGACGUGCAGCAGCUGCAGGAUGACGGUGAGGCACUGGCACUGCUGUCAGGCCGUGAACGGGCCAAGAAACGGGGUCCCCCCCUGUCUCCUGAGGUACUCCUUUGCCCCAGUGUGCUGGAGCCCACAUCCAGCCCCGACUGCCUGGUCGUCACCAUCCUGGAGGUGCCGGAGGACGUAACCCCACCAGAGAGCCUGGGCAGGCUGGAGGUGGUGCGCCUGUACCGCCCCACGAGCCUGGGUGCCCUGCCCUGCCACGGCCCUGGGCAGAAGUGGCGCUCCUGGGGGUGGCAAGCCAUCCCCCGCUUCAUUCUGGGCGUCCUCUGCCUCCUCUACUUCAGCUCCCUGCCCUUCGGCAUCUACCUCCUGCUCAUCGAGCACCACAGCCUGGGCAUCAUCCUGGUCAGUCUUGUGCCCUCCACCCUCCUUCUCUGCAUUGUCUACAGCCUCUGCCAGUGCCUGUGCCUGGAGGUCUUUGGGUUCCCCCACUCCUGACCCUGCAGAGCCAACCCGUGUGCCUGAGCCAGGCAGGAUUUGGGCUCUUUGGGGCAUUGUCCCUUGAGGUACACACGUCCUCUGACCCACAGCAUGCUCUGCCUGGACCAUGGGAGAAGCUCAGCGCCUGGUGCCUUCCCAUGCAGAGCAGCACUGUCUUUUCCAUGUGGGUGCUCACACUGGCUGGAAUGGCUGCAGGAGCUCGCUGCAUCCUACAAGAAUUUGGGCCGGAC
This is a messenger RNA of Motacilla alba alba, 1383 nucleotides long. RefSeq names its product E3 ubiquitin-protein ligase RNF182-like. The transcript is spliced from 2 exons. Lineage: Eukaryota; Metazoa; Chordata; Aves; Passeriformes; Motacillidae. Bases 425 to 1150 code for a protein of 241 amino acids. The record is from RefSeq and is a predicted model, not a curated record.